Messenger RNA from Capronia epimyces CBS 606.96, 1611 nucleotides. RefSeq lists its product as uncharacterized. The record is from RefSeq and is a predicted model, not a curated record. The transcript is spliced from 2 exons. Lineage: Eukaryota; Fungi; Ascomycota; Eurotiomycetes; Chaetothyriales; Herpotrichiellaceae. Bases 1 to 1611 code for a protein of 536 amino acids. Gene Ontology annotation, biological process: transmembrane transport. Gene Ontology annotation, molecular function: transmembrane transporter activity.
AUGUCAGUGCUCGCUCAAAGCCGACUCUUGACGAAAGCCCGGCUGACCUUGAUAUUGAUAGCAAUAUGUCGUAUCGCCGAACCUAUCGCCAUCACCGCCAUCUUUCCCUAUGCCUGGAUCAUGGUCAAGGGAUUCGGUAUGAAUGAUGCGUCCUUCUACGCCGGCAUUCUCAUCGCCUCCUUUUCCCUCUCCGAAUCUCUCACCAGCCUGUUCUGGGGCAGCCUGUCGGAUCGGGUUGGCCGAAAGCCGGUCCUACUCCUCGGCUGCUUCGGUACCAUGGUGUCCCUCCUAGUCGUCGGCUUUUCCACCAAUUUCACCAUGGCCCUGUGCGGGAGAAUCGUCGGUGGAGUGUUAAAUGGAAACAUUGCAGGCGUAAUUCAGACAAUUGUGGGCGAACUGGUGACCAAGCCCGAACACGAACCCAAGGCGUAUUCAGUCAUGCCUUUUGUCUGGUCAAUUGGCACGAUUAUCGGUCCUGCCAUCGGAGGUCUGCUUGCAGACCCGGCCAAGUCGUAUCCAGACACCUUUUCCAGGGAUGGACCUUUUGGUCGAUAUCCCUGGUUGCUGCCCAAUCUGGUCUGUGCCGUUUUCAUGCUCCUCAGCAUCACAAGUGGAUUCUUCUGGCUGGAGGAGACCCAUCCCGAUCUUCGAAGAGGCGCUGAUUCGACAGUCCACCACGAUAUUGCAGAACAAACGCCCAUGAUCACCGCUGCAGGGGCCACUGCCGACCCCGGCGUCGAUUUGAGACAGGACUCGUACGGGACGUUCAAUGAGGUGGACAUGCCUAAGAAUCAGCGCUGGGAACUCAAUCCUGACGGCACCUCCCGACCCCCCUCCUUGUCAGAAAAGCAAUCUGAAAAAUGGCUCACCAAGAAGAUAGCCAUGUUGACGGUCGCACUCGGUCUGUACACCUAUCACUCGAUGUGUUAUGACCACCUACUUCCAAUCUUCUUCCAGGACAGACGUAUCGACCCAGUCGCCCUCCGGGGCCCAAGUCCCGUCCAUGUGCCCGGUGGAUUGGGUCUGUCCACCAAGGAGGUCGGGGUGAUUUUGUCCGUCAAUGGCGUUAUUGCCCUCUUCAUUCAGGCUGUCAUUUUCCCCCUUGCAGCAGAGCGGCUCGGCAUCUGGCGCACGUUCGUUCUGGUCACGAUCUUACAUCCGGUGGCAUUCUUUAUCGUGCCUUAUCUUGCACUUCUUCCACCAAACGUUCUCUAUCCUGGCAUUUACGCUUGCCUCACCGUCCGCAAUCUUCUCUCGAUUCUCGCUUACCCGGUUCUCUUGAUUUUACUCAAGCAAGCAAGCCCUUCUCUUUCCGUGCUGGGACGAAUCAACGGCCUUGCUGCUUCGGCGGGUGCAGCUUGUCGGACUGUUGCACCUCCCAUUGCGGGAUUGCUUUAUAGUUGGGGCUCAGAUAUUGGGUUCACAGGGCUCGCAUGGUGGGCUGCCGGCGCAGUGGCCAUUGUCGGAGUUGUGCAAUUAUGGUUUGUUCCGAGGGAAAAGAGUGAAAUGACUCUUGUCAAAUCGAUUCUGCCUUGCAUCGACAAUCCAUCCGAGGAGAGAGCCCCGGAUGUGGUUGACAUAACGGUUGUGGGUACAGAGGAUCAAGUUUGA